Messenger RNA from Anoplopoma fimbria (sablefish), 369 nucleotides. Its product is annotated as helix-loop-helix protein 2-like. NCBI's taxonomy places the organism in Eukaryota, Metazoa, Chordata, Actinopteri, Perciformes, Anoplopomatidae. The record is from RefSeq and is a predicted model, not a curated record. Gene Ontology annotation, biological process: regulation of transcription by RNA polymerase II. Gene Ontology annotation, molecular function: DNA-binding transcription factor activity, RNA polymerase II-specific; RNA polymerase II cis-regulatory region sequence-specific DNA binding; protein dimerization activity.
AUGAUGCUGAGCCCGGACCAGGCGGAGGCGGACCUCUCCUGGACUCAGUCCGACCCGGAGUCCAUCCUCAACGGCCUCAAGUCGACCGGCUGCACCUCGGACGAGCCGGCGGAGGGAGAGGAGAGGGUCAAGUGUCGGUCCGACCAGCUGAGCCGGGAGGAGAAGCGGAGGAGGAGGAGGGCCACGGCCAAGUACCGCUCGGCCCACGCCACCCGGGAGCGCAUCCGAGUGGAGGCCUUCAACGUGGCCUUCGCAGAGCUGAGGAAGUUACUCCCCACCUUGCCUCCAGACAAGAAGCUCUCCAAGAUCGAGAUCCUCAGACUGGCGAUAUGCUACAUCUCCUAUCUCAACCACGUGUUGGAUGUGUGA